This is a messenger RNA of Oryzias melastigma (Indian medaka), 12431 nucleotides long. It is a transcript of the gene frem2a, whose product is annotated as FRAS1 related extracellular matrix 2a. The transcript is spliced from 24 exons. The record is from RefSeq and is a predicted model, not a curated record. Gene Ontology annotation, cellular component: membrane. NCBI's taxonomy places the organism in Eukaryota, Metazoa, Chordata, Actinopteri, Beloniformes, Adrianichthyidae. Gene Ontology annotation, biological process: cell communication. The coding region runs from base 673 to 10095 and encodes 3140 amino acids.
UUUGAUUAUCUAGCUGCUUUUUCCAUUGCUGUUUGUGAUAUUAUUACAACAUAAUUGUGUUUUCCUAUUCCUUAUAGGACCAAUACCCAUCAGACAGCUGACAUGUCAGAAAAUCAAUAACUUUCUGCUGUUUUUAAUUUAAAAGUGUCACUAUUAAUCAGCAAAUACUGAUUCAGAGUUCAACGUGUUGGAUGUGUGCAAAAUAUGAAAAUCUGAUUCUGCAAUUUGUGUUUAUGGUGAUUAUUGCAUUAGUAACACAAUAGAUCAGUCCUAUGAGAAGCUUUUUUUCAUAGAUUUUUUUUUCUUUAGUACAUUUAAAUGAAAUAAUGGGAAUUGAGAAGACUUAUUGUGCUGAUAAAUGUGGCAUUUGUUGUCUUUUCUCCUUUUUUCGGGAAAACCAGGAGAAAGUAGGUGAGUGAUGUGCAGCCUCUAACGAAUUCCUCUCCUCCUCUUCUCCCCUCCUCCCUGUGACUGCCAGCCGCGCUGCCCACUGGCGACAUUGCUGUGUGGAAAAAACCCUCCAAUAUAUGAAGAGAUGGGCGGCAGCGCUUCCACGCAGCGCUUCCCAAGUGUCUUAAGUUAAAACUCGUGCGUGCUGCUUCUGCCCGGAGCGCAGAUGGAUCACCGAGCGCGCGUUCCGCUCCAUCCCAGCACUUUUGGAUUUUUAUUUUAAUGCAUUUUUUCCCCCUCCAGCAUCACCUCGGCGGGUUGUCAGUGAAGAUGUUGCUCCACGGACUUCUCCUCCUGUGCUUUUCUGUAACAGGUAUUGUCCUCGCGCAGCGCGACAGCUCCGGACUAUUUUACGCGCUCAGAUCGGAGCUUUCAGAAGACGCGAUCCUGGUGGCCAACAGCGGACUGCGCGUGCCUUUCGGGAGGUCUGUGUUCAUCGACCCUAUAAAUGAUUUGGUGAUCCAAACGCAGCCGGGGGACCGGUGCAGCAUCACCGUUCUGGAUAAUGAUCCGCUCUCGCAAAGACCGGGGCACCUCUCUCCAAAAAAGUUUCCCUGUGAUUUCGGUCCCAGAGAUGUGACAUACUUUCACUACGGCUCCAGAAGUCCAGCUAAGGACAGAGUGAGGCUGCAGCUCAGGUAUGACACGCAGACUGAAACCGUUAUCAUCCCGUUCAUGAUGGAGGUUGAAGUCCUUUUUACGCAGCUGGAGUUGCUCACCAAAAACAUGCCUCUCACUGUUGAGAAACUUCAAGGGAUCAGCAACCCCAUUGAUAAGAGGAUUUUAGAGUUCACCUAUGACAGAGACUCCUUUAAAUGUGAGGUGGCACUCUUCUCCAGUGGGAGCUCACUGCCUAGAUAUGGAAAACUCCUGGAUGGAGGGAAACUUUCCACCAUGACAGACUGUGAUGAGUUCACUCAGGCUGGCAUCCGAUAUCAACACACCUUUAACCACAAAUCUCCAAAUAAGGAUUACAUUCCCAUGGUCGUAGAGCUGCACGAUAAGGAGGGAAACUUAGUAAGGCAGGAGUGUUUUCAUCUCAUGGUCCGUAUUAAGGGAGGAGAGGAGAACACUCCUCCUAAACCCAGCUUUGCUUCCAUGAUGAUGAUGGAGGUGAGUCAGUUUGUGAUGACGGCCAUCACACCUGAUAUGCUGGCCGCUGAGGAUGCAGAGUCAGACCCUGAAGAGCUUAUUUUCAACAUAACCUCCCCGUUAUCUUAUGAGGAGGGCUACAUAGUCAGUACUGAUGACAGGAACCUCCCAAUCACAUCCUUUUACCAGAGAGACCUCCGCGACCUGAAAAUAGCCUAUGUGCCACCUUCGCUGGACUCGGACACCGAGAGGAUUUUCCAGCUUGAGUUUGCGGUGGUUGACACGGAGGGAGCCGUCUCAGACCCUUUUGCUUUUAUGAUAGUUGUGAAGCCGAUGAACACGCUGGCCCCCAUUGUGACCCGCAACACAGGCCAGCUGCUGUACGAGGGGCAGUCCCGGCCCCUCAUCAGCUCCCACAACUUGGAGAUCAGCGAUGAGGACAACCUGGAAGCGGUCACCAUCACAGUGGUGGACGGGCUGCGACACGGAGACCUGUUAGUGCUCGGUUCACACAGCAGGUUCUUCACUCCCGCCGACCUCACAACAGGGAUCGUCUUGUACCAGCAUGACGGGAGCGACACAUAUAGUGACAAUAUUGUGUUUAAAAUGACAGACGGGAAGAAUGAAGUGGAAUUCCUGUUUCCCAUUACAAUCGUUCCCACCGACGACGAGCCACCGAUCAUCAAUGCCAACACUGGGCUGGUGCUCUUCAAAAACCAAAUGGUGCCUUUAUCUCCUCACAUGCUCAGCGCUGCUGACAUAGACUCUGAGGACUCAACCAUUAAAUUCACCAUCGUUCCGCCUUUUUCCACGAUUGGCACCGUGCUGCUACGACAGUCGGAUGCCCCAGAAGACCCCUCCUCUUGGAAAUUCAAUACAGAGGAUGAGGUGUAUGAGAAGGAGGUGUCAGAGUGGCUUCAGAAAGACAUCACAGAUGGAAAGCUGUUUUACAGACACACGGGACCUCACAACACUGGCACGGUCACCGAUCAGUUUGUGUUUACCGUUCAGGAUGACAACGACCCCCCUAAUCUAUCAGAAGAGAACUCAUUCAUCAUCCGGAUCUUACCUGUCGAUGAUGUACCCCCUGAGCUAUUCCCCGGCACCACCCUGCAGAUGACUGUCGAGGAGUACAAGGUCACUCACUUCAGUAAGGAAGUGUUGCGCUACACCGAUUUGGACUCUGAGGACCGUGACCUCAAAUACACGGUUAUCCAGCCCCCAACAGAUACAGAUGAAAAUAACCCCAUCAUGUUUGGUUCUUUGGUUUUGACGGACAGCCCUGACAUCAGAGUGACAGAAUUCACACAAGCUCAAGUCAACCACCAUAAGCUGUCCUAUGCCCCCCCAGAUGUCGAGUUGGGAAUCACAGCCCAUGUGGUGCAAUUCCGUUACACAGUUGAAGACACAGCAGGAAACAGCGCUGAAGGCGCCUUUACCAUUUACCUGCAGCCUGUCAACAACAAGCCCCCCCAGAUUACAAACACUGGCUUUGGUGUGUUUGAACGAGGGAUGCACAUAAUCACCCAGGCAGAGCUGGAUGCUGUAGACCUUGAUACAAAAAGUGAGGAAAUAACUUUUACUCUGAGCCGGCCCCCUCAGCACGGCCAGAUUCAGUUUGCAUUUUCUGACUUGGAUAAUAAAGGAGCUUUCAGACUUGCAGAUAUCUCAAAUGGGAAGAUAUCGUAUGUGCAUAACGGAGAGGAGACAGUGAGUGAUGGAUUUCUGCUGGAUGUCAGUGACGGGAUUCAUGUGGUAACCGUGACAGUCAAAGUUCACGUAAAGCCGGUUGAUGAUGAAACUCCAACAGUUAACCUGCCCGCGGGAACCAUCGGCUCCCGGAUAGAUGUGCUGGAAAACGGCGCCACAGAAAUCACAAGCGAUGUGAUUCAAGGACAUGACGACGACACAGAUGGCCUCCAGCUGACGUUUAUUGUGGAAGAUCCUCCAGCCCUGGGUGAAAUAUUGGUCAGAGGAUUGCCUGCUACUAGAUUUACCCAAGCUGACAUUAUUAAUGGGGUGGUUGUGUAUGCACACACCAGUGGCGAGAUAGGUCUCGCCCUCCAGCAAGAUGGAUUCAAUUUAACUCUAACAGACAUGUCUGAUGAUUGGACUGUAGGUGGCAAUAAAGUCAGCGGAGUCCAUGUUCGAGUCACUAUUCUUCCUGUAGAUAAUCAGGCCCCCCAGGUUGAGAUUGGAAUACAAUUCAGCGUUAUUGAAGGGGAAAAAUAUGCCAUCAGUCCAGAACAUGUGACUGCUGAAGAUAAGGACACCCCAUCAGAUGAUAUCCUUUGCACCAUCAUUGUUCAGCCCACUGCAGGUUAUCUAGAAAAUGUAUCCCCCGCCCCAGGCUCAGAAAAGUCAAGGUCAGGAACAGCCAUCAGUGCUUUCACCAUCAGAGACAUCAGGGAGGGGAAUAUUUACUAUGUGCAAAGCAUUCACAAAGGAGUAGAGCCGGUGGAGGACAGGUUCACGCUGAGGUGCACGGAUGGCAUAAACUUUUCCGAAAACCACUUCUUCCCAAUCGUUAUUAUCCCCUCAAAUGACGAAAAACCAGAGAUUUUUUUAAGGGAAAUCGUCCUAAUGGAGGGAAUGAACAUUGUCAUAGACACGCCGAUAUUAAACGGAGCCGAUAUUGAUGUUCCACCUGAAGAACUUGUAUUUAUUAUUUCUAAACCUCCCAAACACGGCACCAUUUUAAACCAGCUAUCCACAGGCUCAGUUCUAGUGACUAAUUUCACUUUAGAACAGAUCAGAGAGGCCUCAAGUAUUAUUUAUGAGCACGAUGACUCAGAGACAAGUGAAGAUAGCUUUGAAGUUACUCUGACAGAUGGAAAGUACUCUGUGCAGAAAACAGCCAUGGUUAUGAUCAUUCCAGUGGAUGACGAGACCCCCAGGAUGUCUAUCAAUGAUGGCCUUGAGGUAGACAUUGGCGAAACAAAGGAGAUUAACAAUAAAGUGCUUAAAGCGACGGAUUUAGAUUCAGAUGACAGCACACUGUCAUUUAUUGUUCGUUUUGGGCCUAGUCAAGGUCACCUUCAAAGAAAGACCCCAUCUGGGUCUCUGGAGAAUGUCACGCUCGGCAUGAAUUUCACACAAGCUGAUAUCGAUGCUGGUCUCGUGCUUUACACACACAACGGACAAGAGGGGAUUCGAGACCUUGUCAAAUUUGAUGUGACCGACGGCAUCAAUUCACUCAUUGAUCGUUACUUUUACAUCACGGUGGGGAGCAUUGAUAUGGUUUUUCCAGACGUGGUCAGUAAAGGCGUCUCUCUGAAAGAAGGUGGAAGAGUGACUUUGACCACAGACCUUCUCAGUACUUCUGACAUCAACAGUCCAGAUGAGAACUUAGUCUUCACGGUCACUCGGGCCCCUGUUAGAGGCCAUCUGGAGUGUACGGAUACUCCCGGGAUGCCCAUUGUGUCUUUUUCUCAACUCCAAUUGGCUGGAAGUAAGAUUUUUUAUGUCCACACUUCAGACGAUGAGGUAAAAAUGGAUAGUUUUGAGUUUGAAGUCACAGACGGCUACAACCCAGUUUUCAGAACCUUUAGAAUCUCUAUAGUCGACGUUGAUAACAAGAAGCCCGUUUUGACCAUAAAAAGCCUGGUAGUGACAGAAGGACAGCUUAAGCUGAUCACGCCAUUCGAGCUGAAUGCUGAAGACCAGGACACAGACGAGAAGCUGAUCAGAUUCACAAUCACCCAACUGCCCAUUCACGGCAAACUUCUGUUCAACAGAUCAACACCCGUCACCAGCUUCACCAAACAAGACCUCAAUGAGAAUCUAAUCAGCUACAAACACGAUGGAACCGAAUCCUCAGAGGACUCAUUUUCCUUCACCAUCACCGAUGGCACGCACACGGACUUCUUUGUCUUCCCCGACACGGUCUACGAGACCAGACGGCCUCAAACGAUGACGAUCACCGUCGUGGCCAUCGACAAUGGGGUCCCCCAGAUUGUGGUGAACAAAGGUGCGCUCACGCUAAAGAUUUUGACUACAGGCCACCUGGGAUUACCCAUCAGUCCCAAAGUGCUGAGGGCAGAGGACAGAGAUAGUAAACCGGCCUCACUGCUGUUCCACAUCACCACUGAACCCAAACAUGGAUAUGUUGUAAAUCUGGGGCGUGGAAACAACUCCGUGGACACAUUUAGUCAAGCCGACAUCGAUGACCUCCACAUCUGCUAUGUGUUGCGGAAUGAAGAAAACGCCACAUCUGAUGUCUUCCAUUUCUCCGUCGAGGAUAAAGGUGGAAACAAGCUGAGCGGUCAGCAGUUCCGUCUGGACUGGGCCUGGAUCUCUCUGGAGAAGGAGUACUACGUGGUGGAUGAGGAGGACAAACACCUGGAUGUGGUGCUCAGACGCAGAGGCUACCUCGGGGAGACGUCUUUCAUUGGCAUCGGCACCCAGGAUGGCAGCGCAAAGAAGAACGAGGACUUCAAAGGGAAGUUGCAGAAGCAGGUGCAGUUCAACCCGGGACAGACCAGAGCCACGUGGCGGGUGCGGAUUCUGGCGGAUGGAAAAUACGAGCAGGCGGAAACCUUUCAGAUUCUGCUGUCGGAGCCGGUGAUGGGAGUGAUGGAGUUCCCUGUUGUGGCAACAGUGGAAAUCCUGGAUCCUAAGGAUGAGUCCAGCGUAUUCUUCCCUGAACAAAUCCACUCGGUGGAGGAAGACGUCGGAGAGUUAUUCCUCCCGGUGCACCGCAGUGGAGACGUCAGCGAGGAGCUCAUGGUGAUUUGCCACACACAGCAAGGUUCUGCCACAGGGACCAUCCCCACCACUGUUCUGUCCUACUCCGACUACAUCUCGCGUCCAGAGGAGCACAGCAGCCUAAUUCGGUUUGACAGGGGCGAGAGGGAGAAGCUGUGCCGCGUCGUGAUCAUCGACGACUCUCUGUAUGAAGGAGAAGAGAGUUUUAACGUGACUCUGUCCGUGCCUGUCGGGGGGCGUCUGGGAAAACACUACACAACGACUAAAGUCAACAUCGUCGAAGAUUUGGAUGAUGCUCCGGUGUUUUACUUCGGAGAGGCAGAGUAUUAUGCAGACGAAAGUGAUGGAUACGUGGAGGUCAAAGUGUGGAGGACGGGAACUGAUCUGUCCAAGUCGGGUACUGUGACGGUCCACUCUCGCAAAACAGAGCCUGCGUCUGCAGAAGCUGGUACAGACUAUGUGGGAAUUAGUCACAACUUAGACUUUGCCCCGGGUGUCAGCAUGCAGACGUUCAGGGUGUUCAUUCUGGACGACCUUGGACAGCCAGAGCUGGAGGGGACUGAGAGCUUCGAGUUGGUCCUGCGACUGCCAGUCAAUGGUAUCCUGGGAGAACCUGGAAAGGCAACAGUCUUCAUCAAUGACUCAGUGUCAGACUUGCCAAAGGUCCAGUUCCGCAAACCCCUUUACACCGGAGAGGAGAGUGACGGUCUCAUCACAGCGAUGGUGUAUCGCAGCGGAGACAUCCGACACAAGUCGUCUGUGCGCUGUUACACUCGUCAGGGCUCUGCUCAGGUCGCCUCCGACUUUGAUGAGCGCCCUAACACAGACGCGUCUGUCAUCAGUUUCUUACCAGGUGAAGUGGAGAAACCGUGUGUUCUGACGCUGGUGGACGACACGCUGUAUGAGGAAGGAGAGGAGCUGCGGCUGGUUUUAGGGACCCCGAGGAGCAGCUCACAGUUUGGUGCAUCAGUGGGGGCUCCGAAUGAGACUCUGGUGAAAAUAAAAGACACGGCAGACAAACCCAUCAUUCGAUUUCUGGAAACCAAGUUCAGCAUAAGUGAACCAAAGGAAGCUGGAGCUGUUGCUAUUGUGAGGGUCCCUGUGGUACGAAUGGGUGACACAUCAAAACUGUCCGUGGUUCGUGUUCACACCAAAGAUGGAUCUGCUGUGUCAGGAGUGGAUUACUACCCCGUGUCUCAAGACAUUGAAUUCAGACAAGGGGAUAAGCAGCAUGUCGUGCAGGUGGAGGUGCUGUUUGAUGGAGUUCGGGAAAUGAGGGAAGCUUUCACUCUGCAUCUGAAGCCUGACGACAACAUGGUGGCUGAAACAGAGAUGACUAAAGUAAUAGUGUACAUUGAGGAGUCCAACAGCAUGGCGGAUGUCACCUUCCCAUCGUUGCCUCAUGUUGUGUCGUUGCUUCACUACGACGAUGUCGCUCGGACGCCACACAACCUGCAGCCACCAGCCGGAUACCCGGUCAUCUGUGUCACGGCGUGCAACACCAAAUACCCAGACUACGACAAGACAGGUUCUAUCUGUGUCAGCGAGCACAUCAAUAACACCUUGACCCGCUACCGCUGGCUCAUCAGUGCCCCAGCUGGUCCCGAUGGCGUCACCAGUCCCAUGAGGGAGGUGGACUUUGACACCUUCUUUACUUCCUCCAAGAUGAUCACACUGGACUCAGUCUACUUCCAGGCGGGCUCCAGGGUCCAGUGUGCCGCCAGAGCUGUUAAUUCUGACGGGGAUGAAGGCUUGGAGCUCAGCAGCCCUGUUGUCAUCAUAAGCAAGGAGGAAGGCAUGUGUCAACCACGCAAGAUGGGAACUGUUGGUGCUGAACCUUUCUCUGCCAAAUUGCGCUACACUGGAGCAGACGACCCGAAACACCCCAACCUCAUCAAAGUGACUGUCACUAUGCCUCACAUCGAUGGUAUGCUUCCUGUAAUCUCCACUCGGCCUCUGGUGAACUUUGACCUGACUCUCAGUCCUGAUGGAACCCGCGUCGGAAACCACCGCUGCUCCAACCUGCUUGAUUUCAGCGAGGUCACCACAGGUCACGGCUUCAUCACCGCUUCCACUCGGAAUCCUGAGAGCAUGGGAGAUUCGGCGCCCUAUCAGUUCAGCGGUGCUCUGCGGGGGAACGGCACUCUGCGUUUUUACAGGAACCUCAACCUGGAAGCCUGUCUGUGGGAGUUCUCCAGCUACUUCCACAUGUCUGAGCUGCUCACUGACUGUGGCGGGACCAUCGGGACAGAUGGACAGGUUCUGAAUCUGGUUCAGUCCUACGUGACCCUGCGUGUGCCUCUUUACGUGUCAUACGUGUUCCACUCCCCGGUGGGAAGCGGCGGCUGGCAGCACUUUGAUCUGCAGUCGGAGCUGCGUCUCACCUUUGUUUACGACACUGCCAUUCUCUGGAAAGAUGGAAUUGGCAGUCCCCCACAAGCAGAACUACAGGGUUCUUUGUUUCCCACAAGCAUGCGCAUCAACAAACAGGGGCGUUUGGUGGUAAACUUCCGCACUAGAGCUCAUUUCAGGGGUCUGUUUGUGGAGUCUCAUUCCCCGGGUCGAAUCAAAAGAUCAGUCUCCUCUGUGUCCAUGGUGAUGAGUGUAGACCACCCUGGCUUGACCUUUAACCUCACACUGGUCAGGACUGAGCCCACCUACAACCAGCCCGUGCAGCAAUGGAUCUUCAUCUCCGACUUUGCUGUCCGAGACUAUUCUGGGACGUACACAGUAAAGCUGAUCCCGUGUACAACAGCCCAGAAUAUUGAGUAUUCUGUCCCACCCAUCUGCAGUCCCAGAGAACCCGUCUCCUUUGACCUCAACAUCAGGUUCCAGCAGGUGAGUGACCCAGUCGCAGUGGAGUUCAGUCUGAACACUCAGAUGUUCCUUCUGUCUAAGAGGAGCCUGUGGCUUUCUGAUGGAUCCACCAGUUUAGGUCAAGAGAGUGAUGUAGCCUUUUCUGAAGGUGAUACGAUAUACGGUCGUGUCAUGGUGGAUCCUGUGCAGAAUCUGGGAGACUCUUUCUUCUGCAGCAUAGAGAAGGUGUUCCUGUGCACCGGCGCCGAUGGAUAUGUGCCAAAGUAUAACCCAACCAAUUUUGAGUUUGGAUGCCUGGCUGACUCCCCAUCACUGCUUUAUAGGUUUAAGAUCCUUGACAAGGCUCAGCCAGAAACUCAGGCUCUUGUGUUUGGGGAAAUCGGUUUUAACGCUGUGCUGGCGGUGGACGAUCCAUCAGCUCUGUCUCUUGUCAGACAACCCGGUUCUGAUGGGUUUAGAUUGGAUUCUACCGCCAUGUUCCAGGUUGCAGCGGGGCGUGAGUGGUACAUACACGCCAUUUAUACCGUUCGCUCCAAAGACGCGAUCGGCAGAGGCAUCGGGAAGCGGAGCCUGGAGUACCACUCAUUUGUUUCUGCAACCGAUAACCGGGCUUUGUCCUCCAGGCCAGAAACUCCUCGCAAAAGAAGGUCGGCUGGAGAUGCUGUCCCUGCAGUCGCUGAAGAUAUCGGCAUAGACAAUAGCCGGGGCACCAACAUCAUGCACAUCUUUUUGGACCGUACCAAGAGGAAAUCCAGGCUGUCAGACGAACUCUUUGCCGGUGGGUUAGAACCUGACGAGCUGAACGCGGAUGAUACAGAGGAGGGUCUGCUGACUGUGGUGGGGGCUCUGGUCGGGGUGCUGCUGACUGUCCUCAUCAUUGUCGUCAUCGCACUCAUAGUCAGAUCCAAACAGAAGGAUUGGAAGGAAGCGGGAAGGGGAGGCGUCCAAGAGGUGGUGAAAGGGUCUAUCAGCACGGAGCCCAUGCUUGUGGUGAGGAUGCAGGACUGCCAUGACAGCUCAGAGGUCUGAGCAGUGAGCACAUAGAUGGACAGAUGAACAUACAGUACGGCCUUUUUUGGGGUGUUUUUACCUGGAUUGAAUAAAUGAAUACCUGUCGAUUAAUGUGCCGUUUAAAUAGGAUUGCUAUAACAUGACAUUUUUUUUAAAUGUAACACUUAUAAUUACAGCUUUAGUUUUUCUAAAUUACCAGUGCUGCCAUUAGCAGUACAUUUACUUUACUUAUUUUAUGGAGCUUAAGUGCCUGAAGAGUUUUCUUUCAGGCUAAAAUCUUUGUCAAGAGAAGCUGGAUGACGUUCAUGCUUAAACUUAAAGGGACACUUCACCUCAAUGAGAACACUUUAAUCCUUCUUGUUAGUGGUAGUGCGGAAAAAAGUGUGAACUCCAGCCAUUAGUAAUUGUUCUUGCUGUCUGCAAUGUAUUUCUUGAAUUGCUUUAGAAGCCUGCCCUGUCUAACAGAGCGAAAUGUCAUUUUCUACUACAUUCUCAUUUGUGUUCUUUUCUCAUUUUUACUUAUUUUGUUGUUAAUUCUGGGGUGAAGUGUGCCUUAAAGUCAUUAAAAUUUCAAAGUCUUAAAAAAAAAGAGUAUGGCACCACUACUCUUAGCAAAAAGUAGUCUAUUUAAGUGUACUUCUACUACACUUAGUCUUACUAAAAGUGAGACAGUAUACUUGAAAUUUACUAAAAUACUUUAAAUACUAUAUAUAUUGUAAAAUGUCAGAAAAGUAUUCAGUUUGUAAGCUUCCUAUACUACACGUACAUGUUCUAUGGUAGGGGUGGCUAAUUAUGGCCCUUAAGCAAUUUAAUUUGACCCACCAAACUGUAAAAAAAAAUGAUAAUCCAUGUUUUAAUUCCCCUGUAGUGCCAUUGUCUACCCCUAGAUGGUGCACUGUUAAUACAUUGACCUUUGUUUAAGGGAAAAACUUUAGUCAAAAUGUGGUUUUUCUGUCAUUAUCGUGUUUUUUUGAGUUUCCGACACCACAUGAACGCAUCAUUUCACUACGUUUGCAUAUUUUCUUGAGGCCCAUCAACCUAUUGGUGCAAGCUGCACUAAAAUUAGAAAAAAGUUAAAAUUUUGAAAUAAAAAUUCCAAACAGUUUUGUUUAGAAAUAAUUUUAAUGAAAAUGAAUGUAGGUUUUCGUGUCUUUCUCUUAUGAGAAAUAUCACCAAAACACUUCACUUAUUGGCUCCUGGUCCGGCCUUUCUGUCAAAUUUUAGAACACUUUUGUGGCUCAAAAGUAAAACUUUUUUCCACCCCUGGUUUAUGGAACACUCAAAUGUAUAUAUACUUAAUAAAACAACAUUCAAGUGUACUACUUUUUGCUAAGGAUAGUUUCUCUGUAUGAAGUUAGCAGCUCCUAUUAGCACAUAAAAACAACAGGCCAGGGCUUUCUUUCCCCCACUAAGCAGCUCGCUAUUUAGCUUCAUUCUUCAUUUCUGGUUAUCAUAUCAACCCCACUUUCUUUAAAUGUUUUGCUUUUUCAAUCACAAUAAAUAUUUACACUUUUUUCCCCUCCCACAGUUUUAUUGUUUUACUCUUGAUUUUUUUUUUUACUUUCUAUGGUAUUCAUUCUCAAUAUUGUCGAUCCACGGAUGUCUCUGGUAAUGUCAUAUUUAUUAGAACUAGACAGGCAUUAAUGUGACUUGAUAACGAAAAACACUGCUUGAGGUAUUGUUGCAACUCUUCUCAAAGGUUGUUAUAACUUUUUAAGAAAAGUGACUGUGUGUUGUAACACAAUCUUAUUGUUGACCAUGUGGGGGGAAAAAAAAUCCUCCAAAAUCACCUUAUUUUGUUUCAUACUUUUCUGAACUGUAAUAUUCACAUUGAGCCAUUUUUCUCACAUUUUUUCCUUUGAGCUUUACCUGUCACUAGUGCUGUGCACCCUUUUCAGUGACUCGUGUUUGGAUAAACAAUGUGAAUACAAGAGCUGCUUACAGAUCACCUGUGUAAAAUAUGAAAUUUGACCCACUUGAUAUAAUGUUGUCACUGAUAAAAUGUAUUUUCCAUUUAUAUUACUGAACAUAUGUCUUUCUCUUAUGACACUGUUUUCAUCAGUAUUCCAAAAUGCUAAUUUUACCAUUGUGUUGUUAGUUUUUAUUAUUUUUAUAUAUUUAUUAAGUUAAGCAGAUGAUGAGUUGGAACCACUUGAGGGAUGAGCAACAUUUUGAUGGUAUAAAUGUUAGCUGAACUAAGACAAAGCCAUCUUUUGUGUUUGUAGCACCAAUGAGUUUAGUCCUUUUUGCGUCCCACCUCACAUGCCUCUACAAGCUAUGCAAUGUAAUGUAUACUUCAUAGCCAGUUAUCCCCAUUUAUAUGAAAGUUUCAGCACAAUAAAACUUUAUAUACA